CACACACCGCCUCUCUCUCACACACACACACACACACACACACACACUCGCACACACAGCCAGCGCUAACAGCCGUAGCUAGACUACAGUAAUUCCCCAGCAUGGGCGGCUUGAAACUGCUCGGGCUGAAUAGCAUUUGCUGUUCCGUCCCCGCGGCCGCCUCCCGCCGGCCCCGCGCGGCGUUGCCUCCUCUCCUCCUCCCGCUCAAGUUGUGCUGACACAGGCGGCUGCCGCACCAAGUUUGUCAACAGCCCCGCGCGCUCCUCCCGCCGGCGGGAACGGGGACACCGAAGUGUCCCCUCAGCGAGGGCUGCACCCCCGGCAGUGUGUGUCUUACGUGGGGAAAGUGACAGGGCUCCCCACUGCGUGGCUUGGCCAGGGUGGCCUGGCACAGGGCCGGGGAGGGGUUCAUGUGGAGGCCGCUGCUCCCGCGGCGUCCGCUCCUGAGACAAAGAGACGUGCCAAAAAUGCCCAUCCUCGCCUCUCCAAACCCGCCAGAACUGAGGAAUGCCGAGUGCACGAGCACACGUGUGCAGACGAGCAGGUCUGAACUACAGAGUAAAGGACGCAAAUAGUGACGGCACAAUCCUUUAUCCGGAAACCUGUAUGUAAGAAGGCAGAGAGGACAUAAAUACUGGAACUAUGAAGAUGCAGCUGCUGUCAAGUGUCCUGUAGCAUGGCAGGUAAAGAGGACUUCUUUCUGGAAGAAAGAAGAUUCAAGGAGUACUGCGAGGAAUUUAUUAAACAUUCACAGCAGAUAGGAGAUGGUUGGGAGUGGAGAACUAGCAAGGACCUUGGUGAUUGUUAUCUUAGUAAAACACACUUCCAAGUAAGAAAUAGGAACAUCUCAGCAGAUCUCAGGGAAGAAAACAAUGAUAACAUGGAACAAACAUCAUUUUUACAUGUUGAAGAGUCUUUGGAUGAUUCUCAAGUAGCUGGAGUUUGUGCAACAGAGGAGGUGGUUCGCUAUGAAUAUCACGUCCUGUACUCCAGCAGCUACCAAGUACCCGUGCUUUACUUUAGGGCAUGCUUUUUAGAUGGAAGACCUUUAACUCUGGAUGAAAUAUGGAGAAGUGUUCACACAUGCUACCAGGCUCGUCUGCUGGAGGGGUCCUGGGACACUAUUACACAGCAGGAGCAUCCCUUGCUUGGGCAGCCAUUUUUCGUUCUGCACCCUUGCCGGACUAAUGAAUUCAUGUCUUCUGUACUGACCGGGACACGGAAACAGAACAGACACAUGAAUUACAUUAUAUUGUGGCUCAGUACUGUAGGCCCAGUUGUGGGUCUAAAUCUGCCCCUGAGUUAUGCAAAACUAGCACCUGAGCAGAAUACAAGUGCUGACUCUGUUGAAAGACCUCUGAGCUGAAGGAUGGAUGAUAGUUAGCUGUAGUAAAACUACUGCACACUUUCCUAGGGAUGAAAUCAAACAAAGGAGUCCUCCCUGACUGGUAAGCAAUGCCCUGUGGAACAGUGGCUGCUCACAGCUCUUUCUCUGGCAAGAACUUGCCUGGUUACAGUGGAAGAACUAAGAGCCAACUGCAGUUGUGACAACAGCUCUCAGGCACCAUCGAGACCUGAAUUCCCUUGCGAUUGCACCAACACCCCACCGUCACUUCACUCCUACCUCUGUUUCACUGCGGUUAUGGCCUUAGUAACACAGCACACGGAUGCACAAGCCCGUGGUUCCAUGAGUCAAGAUGCUGAGUUUGGAUCUACCGAAUUUAUCUGCUAAAAAUCAUGUAUCUAGAAAAUCCACACCAUCUGUGAGGAUAUGUACAGCAAAACGCUUGCAGGAUGUGGUUUAAGCUUGUGGCCAUCAGUGUGCGGGUUGAGACUGCUUCGCCUCGGGGCCACCUUCUCCACCAUAGCCUGGUGCAUGGACCAUCCUCGUGUUCCCCACCAAACACAGGAUAUCCUGAUCUGAGGGCUGAAUAAUACUUUGCUGAGGGUAUUUUGUGUAUGUCAUGCUCCAGGGUACAGACAAGAUCAGGAUUGUAGGCAGAGUACUUGCAGUACUUGAUUAAGGAGGAUGGAGCCAGGCUCUUCUCCGUGACAGCCAAUAAUAGGACAAGGAGUAAUGGGUGCGAACUGGAACACAAGAGGUUCCACUUAAAUUUGAGCAGAAACAACUUCUCAGUGAGGGUGCCAGAGCCUGGCCCAGGCUGCCCAGGGAGGUUGUGGAGUCUCCUUCUCUGCAGACAUUCAAAUCCCCCUGGACACCUUCCUGUGUAACCUCAUCUGGGUGUUCCUGCUCCAUGGGGGGAUUGCAGUGGAUGAGCUUUCCAGGUCCCUCCCAAUCCCUGACAUUCUGGGAUUCUGGGAGUCUAAACCUAAGCAUGUACAGUUCUGGAGUUCAAGGUGCCUCAUGCUAUCGUAUGAGAACAUCUGGCUUUUCUGUGCUUCACUGCCUCCAGAGGAAGCUUUGCCAUACCCUGUGGGAGUUACUGUUGUAGUCAGUUAGUAUUUCAUGUUGUACUGGUAGUUGUUCACAGGUUUGGUCCCUAUCCCGCAGUCUUUACGCAAACCUCCCCUGACAGCUGUUGAGUUUUGGGCAAGUAGGAAUUGCGUAGUGGUGCAGUCAUCAGUGAAAAACAGAUGAGGAGUAACUUCCAUACAAGGCAGCUUGGAUUCUUUCCUAGUCACGUUUUAUUUGUAGUGUAACCAGACCACAAGUUCUGAGCAGCUGAGAUGGAAUUACAGGUUUUACUUUAUGUGUUCAGCAGUAUGUCACUUGCAUCCUGAGCCCAACCUGUGCCACAUCAGCCGUGGAAAUGUGAAAUGCAUUGCGUUUCAGAUAUUUUGAUUGGUUACAUAUUUUUAACUUAGACCAUACGUAUGUUAUGGGUGGAUUUAAAUACAGUGCAAUCUUUAAAAUUCCAUUGGUGCAGAAUUCUUUUGCCAGACAUUUUGAAUUAAUGAAAGCACAUAAUUUAUCCCAUAACAACCUGAAAAGCCAUUUUUCUAUGUAAAAUUUAUAAAACAUGGCUUCCUGUUCAUGUACAAUGACAGUAGCUACAUUGUAUGGAUAAAAUUAUCAAGCAUACGUUACCAAAAGUGUUAACUUUUGGUAACGUAUGCUUGAUAAUUUUAUCCAUAGUUCAAUUCAAGGAAGACUUACACAGGAGGAAAGCCAACCAAACAAAAAGAUAACAGCAUGUUUAAGAGUUGGUAAAUGUUCAUCCGUACUCUGAUUUUCAUUAUUUAUACCCUGGAACAGAGGGUUCCUGAGCUGCUGUAUCAGCUUCUCCUGCACCUGUGCAUCAUCUUGGCUCACACUGUGCUGGCUCGCCCUUGGGACCUUUACUCCCAGUCUAACUUAGAACUGGCCUUGGGCAGCUUUGUUUAAACCAAGGUCUGAAUUAGCUUCUGCUGAACUUGGGAUUGGGGAGGUACAAAGGAUUGAUGGAGUUGUUCCCUGUAAACCAUCAGUGCUGACGGCUGCGUUGGUAUAUCUGAGAUCAGCUAUGCUCGUUGUCCCAAAGCAUCACAGAUCUUACCUGGUACUGCACUGAGGGUUAAAUACACAGAAGAAAUUCCACUUUUAAGUAACAGAAGUAAUAAAAUGCAAUGCUGAACACAGAAUGCCUUCGGAAUACCUUACAGGUGAAACGCUGGGUUGAGUCUUCUCAUAUACUGAACAAGAGCUGUUCCUUGAUAAAGGAGAAGAAAAGAGCCUGGAACAACUUUUGAGUAUUUUUUCAAGGUUGUUAGACCUUGAGAAGUUUCAACUGCUAAGAUGCUACUUUGCAAAAUUUAUAAGCAUAGUUUUAUAGGCAUUUAUUGGAGACCAGCUCUUUGUGUUUCUGUCUUGGAAGCAGAAACUGCGGUGCAACAGUAUAAUAGGAUUUGGCUGGUUGGGUUUCUCUACUACAGGCAAGACUUCUUGUUGCAAGUGUGUGAAAAUGUCAUUGCUUUACUCAGAAUGUCAGCGUCUCAUCCAUGUGACACUGUACAUCAGGCCCUGUAACUUACAGCUUGUAAUUACAGACGAAAGAAAACAAAUAUGAAAUAGGUCUGGAACAAUAUACUCCACUCACUUUCUCUGCUCCAUCAGCCUUCCACUGCACUUUAAUCUUCUCUUUUUAUUUUUCUUUUUUUUAACCAAGAUGUACAAGAAAAGUGGAAUUUGUAUGUAAACAAGAAAUAAAUAUUUUUCUUUUACGUGGAA
Molecule: messenger RNA, 4168 nt
Organism: Columba livia (rock pigeon)
Lineage: Eukaryota; Metazoa; Chordata; Aves; Columbiformes; Columbidae
Gene: ATG10
Product: autophagy related 10
Exons: 11
Coding region: 677-1366 (229 amino acids)
Biological process (GO): macroautophagy; protein lipidation; protein modification by small protein conjugation
Cellular component (GO): intracellular anatomical structure
Molecular function (GO): Atg12 transferase activity
Source: RefSeq, a predicted model, not a curated record